CACACAUUUGUGUCUCUCUGUGUCUAUAUCUAUCCCCAAAUCCUAUGCUUGUUGUUGCUGUAGGGAGCCUUAGGAGAUGGGGACUGAGGCCCAAUGUUAAGUAUCACCACAACCUUCGGCUUCAGCCCUCAACUCAACUAAUAUUGCAUGGUCUUGUCUUCUUCCCUCUCCUUUUUCUUCUCUUAUCCAACCCCUUCUACUAUCCACUUAGAAUAGUGUGAGAGCCAUGUUAAAAGAUGAUUUUAUGCCAGUCAUGAACAGCCUCGGGGAGCCAUGAGCCCAGUAUUCCCCUGCUUAGUUGUCAAGCCCUUACCCCUCAACAGGACUCUGAGGGGUGGACCAUUUCUCUCCCCAACAUACUCCAGGGUUACCAUAACCAAACUGCGUGUGAUGGAGGAGGAGCUGGCAUGGAAGUGGGACCCAUCACCAGCACAUGAUUAUCGCAAUUAUAUCCGCAUUGAUAGUUUCCAAGAGAUUCUUGCUUUUGGGGGAAGAAAUGACCAGGAUACAAUGGUGGUUGUGCAGGGCAGCAAGCCUCUGGCACAGAAUAUGUAUCACACCUGGACAGUCUUAAUACAAAACAUAUGGAAUGCUGAAGUG
Molecule: messenger RNA, 600 nt
Organism: Penaeus indicus
Lineage: Eukaryota; Metazoa; Arthropoda; Malacostraca; Decapoda; Penaeidae
Exons: 3
Source: RefSeq, a predicted model, not a curated record